Molecule: messenger RNA, 1884 nt
Organism: Serinus canaria (Common canary)
Lineage: Eukaryota; Metazoa; Chordata; Aves; Passeriformes; Fringillidae
Gene: SLC30A3
Product: solute carrier family 30 member 3
Exons: 9
Coding region: 1-1884 (627 amino acids)
Biological process (GO): zinc ion transmembrane transport; response to zinc ion
Cellular component (GO): plasma membrane
Molecular function (GO): zinc ion transmembrane transporter activity
Source: RefSeq, a predicted model, not a curated record
AUGGAGCCCCCGACCGGCACCGAGAGCUCCCGCCUGGUCAGCCCGCGGGGCGGCCGCGCCGACGGCAGCCUGCGCCUCAAGAGGUACCGCCGGCACCGGCACCCAUCACCCCGGCAUCCCAUCCCCGGCACCCAUCGCCCCGGCAUCCCCACCACCGCCAGCACAACUCCAUCACCGGCGCCUCCGGCACCGACGGCACUUCCAUUACCGGCACCCCUACACUCCGACCACCACCGGCACUUCCAUCAGCACCGGCACACCACUGUCCCGACGACCCCAUUACCGGCGCUAGCACCUCCAUCACCGGCACCUCCAUAUCCCCGCGCCAGCCCUGACCGUCCGCCGCUUGCACCGUCACCCCGCCACCGGCACGUUCACCCCGCCGCCGGCACCUCCGCUCAAGCGGAACCAGCCCCGCCGUGCGCCGGCCUUGCUCCCCCCUCGGGUGUCCGUCCCGCACCUAUCGGCGCCCAAACGUCACCCACGCACACCGGUACCAUCCAUCCAUCACCCGCCCACACAGGUACCGUUCAUCCGUUAGCCCCCAUCCCGGUGGGCUGCACGUCCCCGCUCCCGCACUGCUGCCCCACGCACCGGGACCUCGGCCCCCGCCGCCCCUUCCCCACGCCCCACGUCUCCGCACCGCUGGCCCGUCCCGCAGCCUGGCCGCGGGCGCAACACCUUGCUCCCACCCGCACCUUCCCGCGGGCACCCGCACCAGUCCCGUCUACCGUUCCGGCGGGAGCUCCGAGGCACGGCCUCCUGCUGCUGCCGCCGAUCCCGUGGCUGCUCGUCCCGCUGGGGGGGUUCCGCCGGUGCCCCACCGAUUGCCUGGCCGCACACCAGCGGUCAGCAGCAGGACCCUCGGGGGGUCCGGGCAGGAGCCCCCAGGCCGGCGUUGCCGGCAGUGACCCCCGCCCCCAGCUCCAGGCCCGCCGGCAGCUGAGCGUCGCCUGCGCCGUCUGCUGCCUCUUCAUGGUCGGGGAGGUGAUAGGUGGCUACCUGGCACACAGCCUGGCCAUCAUGACGGAUGCAGCCCACCUGCUGACGGACGUGGGCAGCAUGUCCGUCAGCCUCUUCUCCCUCUGGGUCUCCAACCGCCCGCCCACCAAGACCAUGACCUUUGGCUGGCACCGCUCAGAGACACUGGGUGCGCUGGCCUCUGUCCUCUCUAUCUGGGUUGUGACCGCGGCCCUGGUCUACCUGGCAGCCGCCCGCAUCAUCAGCAAUGACUACGAGAUUGAGGCGCGAGCCAUGCUGGCCACGUCCGCCUGCGCCGUUGGCGUCAAUCUGGUCAUGGCCUACAUCCUGCACCAGUCCCCUGCUGGCCAUGGCCAUGGCACAGGGGCCUACGAGCAGCUGGAGAGCUCUGUGUCCUGCCAGCCCAGCCACAGCCCCCUGCCCGGCAGCACCAGCGUGCGGGCAGCCUUUGUCCACGUGGUGGGUGACUUGCUGCAGAGCGUCAGCGUCCUCGUGGCUGCCACCAUCAUCUACUUCAAGCCCCAGUGCAAGAUUGCAGACCCCAUCAGCACCCUCUUCUUCUCGGUCUUCGUCCUUGGCUCCACCAUCACCAUCCUCAGAGAUGUCUUUAGGGUCCUCAUGGAAGGGGCUCCGCGGGGGCUGGAGUUCGACGCGGUGAAGGAGGCGCUGCUGGGGGCUCGCGGCGUGCGGGGCGUCCACGACCUGCACCUCUGGGCGCUGACACUGAGCCACGCCGCCGUGUCGGCGCACGUGGCCGUGGAUGCCGGCGCUGACGCUGAGAUGGUGCUGCAGGAGGUCACUGCCCGGCUCCAGAGGUUUGGCUUUGCCUUGUGCACGGUACAGGUGGAGCAGCACCAGGAGGAGUCAGCAGGCUGUCCCCACUGUCAGGACCCCCGAACCUGA